This is a messenger RNA of Pseudopodoces humilis (Tibetan ground-tit), 3519 nucleotides long. NCBI's taxonomy places the organism in Eukaryota, Metazoa, Chordata, Aves, Passeriformes, Paridae. The record is from RefSeq and is a predicted model, not a curated record.
UGACUGCAUCCAGCUGAAAGUGCCAGUGAUUCAGCAGCUGUACCACUGGGACUGCGGGCUGGCCUGCUCCAGGAUGGUGCUUCAAGGAACAUGAGCUUAGGUGCAGGAGAAAUACCUAUUUAGAUGUCCACUUAGUAGAUAUGAAGCAGAAGAUUUUCAUUUCUCUCCAUCCCUUCUGCCAAGACGUUAGUCCGUGUGCUGGUACCUGAAUCAUUUGGACAAUGAUGAAUUUCAGAAAGCCAUCCAGGAACUCCAGUUAACAAAGAGUAUCUGGACUAUUGACCUGGCCUACCUAAUGCGGCACUUCGGAGUUAGGCAUAAAUUUUGCACCCAGACACUCGGAGUGGACAAGGGCUACAAAAAUCAGGUACAGCCUGGCCAGCAGCAGUGUUUAGCUUCCACACUUUCCCCACCACCGUGCCUCAGCCUUGACCUGGAAGAUCCACCUCUAGAGUCAUUUUACAGGAAGCACUUUGACACAGAAGAGAAUCGAGUGAAUCAGCUCUUUGCACAAGCCAAAGACUGCAAGGUGCUGGUGGAGAAAUGCACAGUAACCGUUCAAGACAUCCAAAACCACCUGUCCCAGGGUCAUGUAGCCAUUGUCCUUGUGAACGCGGUCCUGCUACUGUGUGAUCUUUGCUCAAGUCCUGUCAAAUAUUGCUGCUUCCUUCCCAUUGGACAGAAGUGUUUCUGCAGGAGCCCUGACUACCAGGGCCAUUUCAUUGUGUUAUGUGGCUACAACAAAGCCUCAGGGAGUAUCUACUACAACAACCCUGCCUAUGCUGACCGAACAUGCUGCACCAGCAUCAGUAACUUCGAGGAAGCCAGGACAAGUUAUGGCACUGAUGAAGAUAUUCUGUUCAUCUACACAGACAGCUGACAUCCACAGGGCACACUCCUGCUCCUUCCUGCACAGCUUGCACGGCAGCUGGCUGCUCGUCUCAGGACUCCCCUGCACACACCUCACUCCUGAACUGCAGUGGGACCUUCAACAAGGGAGGCUUUAUAGACAUUGACAGGACUGUAGUUCAAUGCUGUCUUUACCUUUUUUUUUUUCUUUUUUUCUGAUGAUGUAUCUGAUUUUGCAAUGUCUGUCUCUGGUUUUUUUGGUGGGGUUUUUUUUUUCCAUAAUUUUCAACAUUGCACAUUUGACAGCAGUUCUAAAAUAUAGGCCCAGAGCCUGUUCACUUUCAGCUUAUUUUCAAAUUAAACACAUAAGAAAAAAGCACCAAAUUUAUGAACUUUAACACCUGGUAAUAUUUGCAUAGGUUUAGGUAAACAAACAAAAAAAAAUAGAAAAUAUUUGUUUCUAUCUCUGUCAAAGCAUCAAAGGCUGCUCUUCAUCCAAAAUCUAUGGAUUUGAAGUUCAGCAGAGUAUUAUAAAUGGAAAAAAUAUUAACUUAAAAUACUUUUAAAUAAUAAAAUAUGCCUGCUGGCUCAUCAGUAUAGUCUGCGAUGUAGGAAACUUCCCAUGUACCAAAUUCACAGAGAUUUAGCAUUUAUGCAACUGCAAUAUUGGAAUUGCUCCCUUGCACUAAAAACUCAAUCUCUUUUGGCUAAAUCCUCUUGGAUGACUGUUCAGAGCUCCAGAUUGCUCCAAAACUUUAAGUGGAAGGAUUUUAUUUGCACUUGGAAGUCCUUAUUGCUCUUUGCAAAAAAGCUCUGAAAUGUUAUGCCACCCACAUGUGCCAGUUUCUGCAGAACCCGUUCUAAAUAUGAAUGUUCUAAAUAUUUAAACUUAUUAAGGAAAUGCAGAAAAUUAUCAUCCACACUGAUGGUAUAUAUUUUGUGUGUAAAGUGUAAAUAUCUGACAGCAUCUACUGCAUUGUGCCUAAAAUGCUGAAUCAUAAUUCAAGCCAAAUUUUGCUGUUGGUAUUAGUUUAGUGACCUUCUAAGAAGAGCUAAAAUCAAUUAAGAAAAGAGGAAAUAAAAGCAUACCUGCUACAAGUAAGAAGGCAGGAAUGUGGAUUUUUCAAGCUCUUAUACUACAGCUGCAUUUGGAUUAAGCUGCUGCUGUGUUGAGACAUUAAGUGAAAUGGCAGCCCAUUCAUAGACCUUUCCUCUGUUACCUGAGGAGCACUCUGAAGUGUAAGAAAAAGAACACUUAUUUCAGCUUCAUCUAUCCUACUUUCCUGUAAGUCUCAAUCUUCAGUCCUGCCUAUAUGAAAGUGGGUAGGAGAAUCGGCACUGAUGUACAACUAGGAAAAUUUGCACUUAAGACUGAGAUCCCACAUCUCUGGCAUGGUUUUAGGAAAAGAACUGUUCAAGUUCUGGAACUGUGUGGAAUCACAGUAAAAGGAUAUCGUUAUGGAUAACCAGUGGAUAUAAUAAAUAGGAAUUGACUGUCAGCAUAGAAAGUGUUUUUACCAAGAUAAACAUUUUCUUUUAUCAGAUGUUGGCUAACUGAAAAGUAUACAGUGUUGACUAAGUACUUAGUAAAAUCAAGAGUGCUUCUUUGUACAAAGGCAGAAAAUAGUAACAGACACCUAAAAUGCAGUAACCUUUAAAAAAUUCCAAACAAAAGUGUGUGACAUGAAAUUCUGUGUGUCAGAUUUUGCUUAUCAUUAGUGAAGUUUAAAUACAUUCUGGCACUGAUGAGGAGCAGAUAGGAUGUGAUUUGUGUAGAACCAGUCCAUCAGUGCCACCAGCAGAAUCCCUCCAGAAGAAAGGUACAAAACCUGGUGUAGAUAAUGCCUUUCAACUCCUCCAAAGUAAGUAACCAGAAGACUCCUGAUCUGGGAAUUUUUGUGUCCAGGGCCAAAAUUGUGAUGUUUGAUGUAGAGAGAGUGUAUUAGCUCAGUUAAUAAUUAACAGGUAUGGAAGCUACAGGCUGUUAGAGUACUUCCUUAACCCAUGCAUUUUCAGGUAGGUAGCUCAUUCAAUACCAUUAAACUGCCAAAGGAUUUAUUGUAGAGCAGGCUUGAUUAGUUGAAUAAAAACAAUUCUUACAAAGGCUUAUAAUUGACAUUCAGCAUCUUACUGUUUCCGUUACCAAAAGUGAAGCCUGGGCAUAUAGAAAACAUGAACUUAAGGGCAAGCUUGGUGUUCUGAAGUGCACACACAGGUGUCACAAUAUUGACUGGUAAGUGUUUGGUACGCAGGGUUUAAAUGCUUCAACAAAAGUGAAAGAUAAACAAAGCUGUCUAAGCUAGUGCAGACAAAAGGAGAGGUCCACUAUUACAACGGGAUCUUGACAGCUGCCAAAUGGAAGAUAAGAGAUGAAAACACAAGGAAGAAGCAAAAGCCGAGUGAAAAGACUGAGUGUAUGACACAAAUUCAGCUGAAAAAGCAGCUCACUGCACAAGCAUCCAGAACAUCUGCAUUUUCUGAAACUUUGUUUCCUAUUACAGGAUUGUCUAUCAAAACACUCACUCUGAAAAUGUUCUGUUGCUUUGUUUUUGUCAGGAUGUCAAUAGCAAAGGAAGGGGAUUUUACAUGCAGGGAUUUUAUACAUAAAUAUAUUUUUAUUUGUAAUUAAGCCAUUCUCAAUAAAGGUUAAACUCACAAAUAACCAUGUAA